AGAUUGCAAAAAUAAUAACGGGCAGAUAGUUUUGCCUAUAUUCUAUAAAGUGAAACCAGCUGACGUGGGACAUCAAAUCGGGAGUUUUGGAGAAGCAUUUCAUAAGCGUGAGAGUCGUUUGCUUGAGAGGCGUUUCGACCCGACGAUUCUGAAGAAAUGGAAGCAAGCACUCCUUGAAGUCAGCACCUUGAAAGGAUACAAAGCCGCGGGGUAUGAAGCAAAGUUGGUGAACUCGGUUGUCCGAAAAGUGUUGAGCGAACUGAAGAAAAAGUUUGAGUUGGUUGUUUCUGAGAAUUUGGUCGGAAUUGAUAGUCAUGUGAAGAAUGUUUUGGAAUUUGUGGAGAACAAAUCUCAUGCCACCCUAUUUGUUGGCAUCCAUGGAAUGGGAGGCAUUGGUAAGACUACUCUUGCUAAAGCCAUCUACAACAAGCUCUCCAAUCAAUUUGAGCAUCGUAGCUUCAUUGCUGAUAUAAGGGAAUCAUGGAAGCGUAAUGGCAUACAUUACUUACAGAAUCAAUUAAUCUAUGAUAUAUUGAAGCGAGAAAAUGAAGUUCGUAAUGAUGAUGAAGGGACUAAGUUCAUCUCCUCAAAGUUUAAAGAUAAAAGGGUCCUCAUUCUUCUUGAUGAUGUGGACAAUAUUAUUCAGUUGAAGUGUUUGGUUGGUAAUCGUGAUUGGUUUUCUUCGGGAAGUAGGAUCAUUAUUACUACCAUAAAUGAGAGGAUUCUUGAAGAAGUUGGGGUGGACUACACCUACGACCAUAAGGAAAUGGAUAAAGAUCAAUCUUUGCUCCUAUUUAGCAAACAUGCGUUUCGAAAGGACUCUCCUCCCAGGGAACUUAAGGACCUUACUUGUGAAGUUGUAUCCAAAACUGGAGGACUUCCUUUGUCCCUUGUGGUUUUAGGUUCAUUAUUGUGCGGAAAAAAGUUAGCAUUCUGGAGAGGUACAAUGGAAAAGUUAAUAAAAGUGCCUCCUAAGGAAGUGCGAGAGAAGUUAAGGAUAAGUUAUGAAGCAUUAGACUAUGAAUAAAAACAAAUAUUUUUGGAUAUUGCUUGCUUUUUCAUUGGCACUGACAGAAGAAUUGCAUCCUAUAUGUGGGAAGCUUGUCGGUUCUUCCCUGCGGAGGGAAUUGAAGUAUUGAGAAUCAUGUCAUUUAUAAAAAUUGGAGAUGAUCAUGAGUUUCGAAUGCAUGAUCAAUUGAGAGAUUUUGGUAGGGAAAUAGUUCGUGAGGAAAACCAGCGGGAGCCUCGUAACCGUAGCAGGUUAUGGGAUUUCGAGGAAGUCCAAAAAGUGCUAAAGGAAAAUAAGGGAACAGAAAAGAUUGAGGCGAUUAUUCUGAGUGAAGGCAGCUCAAAAGUCUCCGGCAAAACAGCUGAGCAACAUGGUGAUGUUUACACAGAAAAACAAUUCAAGAAUUUGACGAGUCUAAGGUUCCUUCACAUUAAGAGGGCACAUCUCAGUGGAGAUUUUAAGGACUCAAUUGAGGGGUUAAGAUGGCUUCGAUGGCAAAAAUGUCCCAUGAAUUUUGAAGUAAAUAAUUUCCAUGUUAAGGAAUUAGUUGUACUCGAACUGUCAAAAAGCGAGAUAAAUGAGAAAUGGAAAGGAUGGAGUUCUUUCACGGUGGCAAAGAAGCUCAAGUUUCUCGACCUUACAAGUUGUCUGUCCUUGGAAAACACGCACUUCCUCUCAGCUUUUAAGAAUUUAGAGGUUCUGAUCCUCAAUAGUUGUUGGGGACUGCAGCAAAUUGACUCUUCAAUUGGAGACAUGAAGGCCCUCCUUCGCUUGGAGCUGAUCGGCUGUGACAACCUCAUGGAGAUUCCAGCAGAAAUCGGUAAAUUAAAAGCACUGGAGCAACUCCUUCUAGAAGAUACUCAAAAACUUUCUGCAUUACCGGACAGCAUAGAUUCUUUGCAGAAUCUAGAAACUCUAAAUAUUUCUGGCAGUGGCAUAAAAGAAUUACCCAACGGUAUUGGGAGGCUGAGAAAGCUCCGACAUUUAGAUGCUUCAAGGUGCAAUAAACUGGAAGGGGUAAUGCUAGAAAGUAUAGGGUCUUUGGAGAAUCUAGAAAUUCUCAAUGUUUCUGAAACCAGCAUGAAAGAAUUACCCAUAGGUAUUGGGAGGCUGAGAAAGCUCCGAGAGUUACAUCCUUCAAGUUGCAGAAAUCUGAAAGGGGAAAUGUCAGAAAGCAUGUGCAAUCUUUCAUCCCUACAACGCCUUGAUUUUCUUGGCUGUAUGGAGCUCCAAUCACCGCCGGAGCUUCCUUCCAACUUAACAUAUUUGGGUGUCACCUGUCAAAGUCGCAAAUUGCCUUCACUUUCCCACCUAACCCAUCUCAAGGAACUACGGGUGAGUGAAUGCAAAUUUCUCGAGUGCAUCCAAGAGCUUCCAUCAGCACUAUUAAAGACUUGAGAAUGCUCCCAAUGGACAGAUGUUGAACAAUUAAAAUU
Rhodamnia argentea is the source of this 2445-nucleotide messenger RNA. RefSeq names its product disease resistance protein RPV1-like. NCBI's taxonomy places the organism in Eukaryota, Viridiplantae, Streptophyta, Magnoliopsida, Myrtales, Myrtaceae. The coding region runs from base 1091 to 2407 and encodes 438 amino acids. The transcript has 4 exons. Gene Ontology annotation, molecular function: ADP binding. The record is from RefSeq and is a predicted model, not a curated record. Gene Ontology annotation, biological process: signal transduction; defense response.